This is a messenger RNA of Humulus lupulus (European hop), 3395 nucleotides long. Its product is annotated as leucine-rich repeat receptor protein kinase HPCA1-like. The transcript is spliced from 19 exons. Bases 388 to 3276 code for a protein of 962 amino acids. The record is from RefSeq and is a predicted model, not a curated record. NCBI's taxonomy places the organism in Eukaryota, Viridiplantae, Streptophyta, Magnoliopsida, Rosales, Cannabaceae. Gene Ontology annotation, biological process: protein phosphorylation. Gene Ontology annotation, molecular function: protein binding; protein kinase activity; ATP binding.
ACUGCUGUACCAUUUGUUUUUUAACCAACAGCCACAGCUUUGAACAUUAUCAGUCUUUAAUUCCUUAUGUGGAAGUAUUCAAACACGGCAGCCUGUAUUGUUAAUUUCUUUUCUUGCGAAAACAUAAUCCACUUUCAAGGUUUGUUUAAUUUUGGCCAUUGACUAUGUAUAGAAACAGUCUAAAAUCAGAAAUGUGUUAGGAAAACUUGAACGUCAAGACUUAAUUGUGCCAAUAGAGCUUUUGGUUUAGGACUAUGUUUUUUGUGUUGUUUACUUCAUUCCAAGAAGUCAGAUAGAUUCUGGCAGAAACUCAGCAGGAGAUUUUCUUCCCCGUUUCAUAGUGAUCCAAAAAGAGGUGUAAAUACUUUUGAAGUUCUGGUUGUAUGAAUGAUGGAACAAAAACUACAGGUUUUUCUGCUUGUUGCAAUAUCCCAAACAUGGGUCGCCGUAUAUUCAAACAAUCAAGACUUUCUUGGUUUAAAGUCUCUUGAUUGGAAGAACAAACCUCCUAAUUGGGUUGGUGCGGAUCCUUGUGAAGCCAAUUGGGAUGGCAUUGACUGCAGCGAUAAUCGUGUUACAUCCAUAACGUUAUCAAGCAUGGGGUUAGAAGGUCAGCUGUCUGGAGAUAUCGAACAGUUAUCUGAACUACAGACUCUGGAUUUGUCUUACAACAAGAAACUGACAGGACCACUCCCACAGUCAAUAGGGAAUCUUCAAAAACUUAAUAAUUUAAUCUUGGUUGGUUGUGCCUUCUCUGGUCAAAUUCCUGGCACAAUAGGAUCUCUAAAGGAGCUGGUCUUUAUAUCUCUGAACUCUAAUCGUUUCACUGGUCUGAUUCCACCAUCCAUUGGUAAUCUAUCCAAACUUUAUUGGCUAGAUCUAGCAGACAACCAAAUAGAGGGAACUAUCCCAGUCUCUCGUGGGAACACACCUGGUCUUGACAUGUUACUUCAUUGCAAGCACUUCCAUUUUGGAAAGAAUAAGCUCGAAGGCUCAAUUCCAGAAACGCUUUUCAGCUCAAAUAUGACUUUGAUACAUGUGCUUUUCGAUAGUAACCAAUUGACUGGGAGCAUUCCUUUGAGCCUUGGACUUGUUAAGAGUUUAGAAGUGGUCCGCCUUGAUGGGAAUGAAUUGAGUGACGAUGUACCCACAAACCUCAAUGAUCUUACAAAUGUUACUGAGUUGAUCUUGUCCGAUAACAAGCUGAGUGGCCCUCUUCCUAACCUUACCGGCAUGAAUGGCCUGCAUUUCCUAGAUUUGAGCAACAAUAGUUUUGACACUUCCGAUUUUCCUUCAUGGAUUUCAACCUUACAGUCUUUGACAACAUUAAUAAUGGAGGACACAAAUCUUCAAGGACCGAUUCCGGUUGACCUAUUCAGUCUUCCAAAUCUAGAGACUGUGGUUCUAAGGAAGAACAAACUCAACGGUACGUUGGAUAUUGGAACAUCCUAUAGCUCCCAUCUGAACCUCGUUGAUUUGAAGAACAAUCAAAUUACCAAAUUUGCCAAUAGUGAUGAAGUGCAGGGCAUUGAUAUUAUACUUUUGGAUAACCUGAUUUGUCUGGAAACAACAGAAACCAAAGCGAAUUACUGUAGUAACUCAGUUUCCCACUCUAGUAAUAGCUCAUAUGUUACACCUGAAAAAAACAAUUGUAUUCGUACUCCUUGCAGUUCAGAUAAGAUUUCCAGCCCCAACUGCCUAUGUGCUUAUCCAUACACAGGAACAUUAAACUUCCGAGCUCCUUCCUUCUCAGACUUGGAAAACGAAACUUACUACCAAAUACUCGAGAAUUCUCUCACGUCCUUUUUCGAGAAAUUUAAAGUUAAAGUUGAUUCUAUUGCUUUGAGUAAUCCCAACGAGGUUUCCUCUGAAUAUCUAAAUAUAAAGCUAGAAAUAUUCCCAUCUGGCCAUGAUAGUUUUGAUAGAAAAGAAAUUUCAGAUAUGGGUUUUGCUCUUAGCAACCAAACAUACAAGACCCCAAAAACUUUUGGUCCCUUCUUUUUUAUUGCUGACCAGUAUGAAAGCUAUGCAGACUCAAUAGAAGUUCCUUCAGACUCAAACAAGUCAUCCAAGACAAGUAUUAGCAUCAUCAUUGGAGGAGUGGUUGGUGGUUUGGCUGUUGUGGUGUUAUUACUUCUUGCAGGGCUGUAUGCUUUCCACCAGAAGAAGAGAGCAGAAAAAGCUACUGAGCUGAGCCGCCCUUUUGGGAGCUGGGAUACAAAUUCAAGUAGUGGAGCAGUUCCACAGUUAAAAGGGGCAAGGUGGUUCUCUUUUGAAGAGCUCAAGAAAUACACCAACAAUUUUUCAGCUGCAAAUGAUGUUGGAUCUGGGGGUUAUGGGAAGGUUUACCGUGGAACUCUUCCCACCGGAGAAUUGGUUGCCAUCAAAAGAUCUCUAAAAGAAUCAAUGCAGGGUGGAGUUGAGUUCAAAACUGAGAUCGAACUUCUUUCAAGGGUUCAUCACAAGAAUCUUGUCACCCUUGUUGGAUUUUGUUUUGAGCAAGGUGAACAAAUAUUGGUCUAUGAGUAUAUACCAAAUGGUUCUUUAAAGGAUAGUCUCACAGGUAAGUCUGGGAUUAGAUUGGAUUGGAUGAAAAGACUCCGAGUAGCUCUUGGUACUGCAAGAGGCCUUUCCUAUCUUCAUGAACUUGCCAAUCCUACAAUAAUACAUAGAGAUAUUAAAUCAACCAAUGUCCUUUUGGACGAUCGCUUAAAUGCAAAAGUUGCUGAUUUUGGUCUCUCCAAGCUUAUGAUGAAGGAUGGUGAUAAGGAUCAUGUAACUACUCAAGUCAAAGGAACAAUGGGUUACUUGGAUCCUGAAUAUUACAUGACACAACAGCUGACUGAGAAGAGUGAUGUUUAUAGUUUUGGAGUACUGAUGUUGGAACUCAUAACUGCCAAAAAACCUAUAGAGCGAGGGAAAUACGUCGUCAGAGAAAUUCGACUGGCAAUGGAUAAAACUAAAGAUCUAUACAACCUCCACUCAUUCAUUGACUCUACCAUGGGUUUGGGAACAAGAUUGAUUGGUUUUGACAAGUAUGUGGACCUGGCAUUGGAGUGUGUUGGAGAUUCUGGAGUAGACAGGCCUACAAUGAGUGACGUGGUGAAAGAGAUUGAAGCCAUCAUGAAGCUUGCUGGUUUGAACCCAAAUGCUGAUUCAGAACCCACAUCUGCAAGUUAUGAGUAUUCUAGUAAGAUGAGCUCCUCCAAUCCUUAUGGCGAAGAUGCCUUUGAUCAUAGCGGAACCUUCCCGCCAUCAAAGAUUGAGCCUCUGUAGCAUUGUUUCAAACACAAAAUAUCCAAGUUUGUUGAAAUUGGCAGGCCUUUUUAAAAAAAAUAUUAUUUGUAUAUGUAAAGAUAACCUUUGUGUUCUAUUUCAUAUGGUUGUUGUUAGAA